This is a messenger RNA of Knipowitschia caucasica, 726 nucleotides long. NCBI's taxonomy places the organism in Eukaryota, Metazoa, Chordata, Actinopteri, Gobiiformes, Gobiidae. The record is from the annotation of a GenBank genome assembly.
AUGGAGGACGACGUUCACAUAAAGAAACCCGGUCCCACCAGAGGCUCUCGCAGCACACAGCAGGCCCCCACUCUGGUCCUCUCUGAGACCACGGAGCCGGAGCUCAGACUGGACUAUUCCCAAGACCAGUCCACAGAGAUCCUCCACAGACCGCAUCACUGCACCAGUGUCUCCGCAGACAGCAGCGGGCGUCUCACUCGUCCCCACAGCAGCCGCUCAGACCUCACCCACUGCACCAGGCCUCACCGAGGACCCCCCCCAGAGACCCCACCGGAGCCCCCACCGGAGCCCCCAGGGUCGCCCAGGCCUCCUGCUGCUGCUGCGGCGGCUGAGUCCCAGUGUGAGACGGGAUACACCACCGGAGACACCGGCAACGAACAGACCCAGGACCUGUCUCUGCAGCUGCUCAGUCAGUACUCAGUGAUCCUCAGUGAGGACCAGAGGCGUCGGUACAAAAGAGACUUUGACUCAGAACUUUGUCGAUACAAAAGUGUGUGUUCAGAGAUGGACCACAUCAGUGACCAACUGCACAAGCUGAGCCGUGAGCUGGACACGCUGCAGCCCUCCUCCUACAAGUACCAGGGAGUGGCAGAUGAAUACAACAGACUGAAGGAUCUGAAAAAAACGGAGGAUUAUCAGGCCAAGAAGAAACAAUGCCGAGAAAUGAGACAAAAGCUGUUCCACAUCAAACGCCUGGUGAAGAACUACGACCAGGGCAUGUGCUGA